GCGAUCGUUGCCUUUCCUCUCCCUGUGUCAAUAGGUGAAUCCGGAUGGCCUACAUUCACAAUGGGCGAGUAGUGGAGAAGAAGCCUUUCACCCUCCGAGGCUUCCUGCUCGCACUCUACUCCGCCCUUUCACUGUUUCUGCGCACCUUCGUCUCUCUGCAGCCCAUGUCUCAGGCGAUCGAAGAGCACCAGCACCCCACACCGGGUGCGACCAACGGGGGCUGGAGAAGCUCGUUGCAAGGGCUGCUGUCCCGGGGCAGAGGACAGGCGCUGGGGGGCGGCGGCGACAACCGCCGGGGCAGCGGCGGCGGUGGUAGCAGCUGGGCGGAUGCGGUGAACCGCCGUGGGGGGAAUAUCCACUCGCUGCCGAAACCACCCAUCGGCGGUGGCUGCGCUGGUGGCGGUUGA
This is a messenger RNA of Leptomonas pyrrhocoris, 407 nucleotides long. RefSeq lists its product as hypothetical. The coding region runs from base 45 to 407 and encodes 120 amino acids. Lineage: Eukaryota; Euglenozoa; Kinetoplastea; Trypanosomatida; Trypanosomatidae. The record is from RefSeq and is a predicted model, not a curated record. The transcript has a single exon.